UGUUGUGAUAAACUUAUUAAAUAGGUUAAUUAUGUUGGAAAACGGAGAUAUUGUUCAUCCGAAUAGUACUAUAUCAAAUGGUCAUAGUCAUUCAAAGACAGACAAAACACAUCCAGUCAUGUCAGAAGAUGAAAUUAGGGCCAAACUGAAGCAAUACGACCAGUCGCAUUUGAUGCAAUUUUACGAAGAGCUGAGCGACGGAGAAAAGGAAAAGUUGUUGGCUGAUAUUUCAACAGUUGACUUCAAAGAUGUCAGCGAGUUCUUUGAGAAGGUCGCGAAAGUCGAUUUCGAUCAGAAACAUGGAGUCACAGAAGCGUGUCGUCUCGCUCCAGUAGAAAGAGACAUCACGGGAUCUGUGCACGACGAACAGGCACCCGAAUACAAGUCAUUAGGACUAUCAGCCAUCGCAUCUAGUUCUGUAUGUGUACUCCUACUAGCUGGAGGCCAGGGCACUAGACUGGGAGUCGAUUACCCUAAGGGAAUGUACAAUGUCGGCCUUCCGUCUAAUAAAACAUUGUAUCAAAUCCAAGCCGAGCGAAUCAUCAAAAUCCAGCAGUUAGCUGACAAACAUGCAAACCAUUCCAGUCCAACAUCUGUAGUGCCUUGGUACAUCAUGACAUCCGAACACACAAAAGAAGCAACUCAGCAGUUUUUCGAGAGCAAGGGGUACUUUGGACUUGAAAAGACAAAUGUCGUGUUCUUCGAGCAGAAUAUGAUUCCGUGUAUAGACAUGAAAGGGAAAAUUUUACUGGAAUCGAAGAGUAAAAUUGCAAGAAGUCCAGAUGGCAACGGGGGUCUGUAUAGGGCGAUGCGGGAGUGUGGCAUUCUGGAGGACAUGCAGAGUAGGGGGGUGGAGCACAUAAACAUCUAUGGAGUGGACAACAUCCUGGUCAGGCUGGCCGACCCCCUGUUCGUCGGAUUCGCCAUCACAAGACAGGCAGAGUGCGCCAACAAGGUGCUGCUGAAGAAAGAUCCGCAUGAGAAAGUGGGAGUGGUCUGCAAAGUAGACAACGCGUACAAGGUAGUGGAGUACAGUGAGAUUCCGAAGGAAGUGUCUGAGAUGCGGGACCCUGAGACCAACCGACUGCUCUACGGGGCAUCCAACAUAGUCAACCACUACUUGUCUUUCCAAUUCGCCCUUGAAAUGUGUCGAGAUGAGUCAUCCCUGCUUCUCUACCACGAGGCCUGCAAGAAGAUUCCCUAUGUUGAUCUGUCGUCAGGGAAAUUAAUCGCAGCUCCCGAAACGAACACAGGAAUCAAGAGGGAGAAAUUCGUAUUCGAUGUCUUCCCAUUCACCAAGAAGUUCGCAAUGCUGGAGGUCGAUAGAGAAUGUGAAUUUUCUCCCUUGAAGAACUCCAAUCAAGCUGGUUCAGAGUGUCCCAAUACAGCCAGAGACUCUAUACUGUCUCUACAUGCUAAAUGGGUCAUCCAAAAUGGAGGCCAAAUUUCUCCAUCAUCUAGCUCUGGUGAUGGUUGCUCUGAAGCUAAAUCUUCCAAAGUUUUGAUAAGCGACACUGAAGCACUGACAAGUUGCCAGCAGAAAAUUCAAUGCGAGAUAUCACCAUUGGUGUCAUACGCAGGAGAGGGACUUGAAGAGAUAUGCAAAGGUCAAACGUUCACUUCGCCAGUGUCAAUUAACUAGCGAUGCCAUUCACUCCAAUCAGAAACAGUGACGGGAAAAUACACGAGCAGUUUGACUGUAUUAGCUUUACGACAAUUUGAAAGCUGUUUUGUCCUCUUAAUCAAUAUACCUUGCAGUAAAUCAUAUCAAUUCAAAUCACCAAAAAUUAUCGCCGGCGGAACCCGGAUCAUAUAAACCAGCCGAAAAAUAAACGAGCUACUACAUACACCAGUCAUAAAUGAAACAUUUUGCAAUAUCUCUAGAAUAAUAACAUAAUAUGAUCCAGAAUUCAACGCAAAUUUUUCUAUUCUUUACUGAAUUAUGGUGGCGUGACCAAAGUAGAUGGUUUUCGUUGAACAUUACGCUUUGCAAGCUUAUAAAUUAUGUAAAAUUUAUAACCGCUUUUAUUUAGCAAAUUAACUGAUUUGCAGAAACAAAUUAAUUUUUUUCUAAUGA
Molecule: messenger RNA, 2077 nt
Organism: Symsagittifera roscoffensis
Lineage: Eukaryota; Metazoa; Xenacoelomorpha; Acoela; Convolutidae
Product: UDP-N-acetylhexosamine pyrophosphorylase-like
Exons: 13
Coding region: 32-1642 (536 amino acids)
Biological process (GO): UDP-N-acetylglucosamine biosynthetic process
Molecular function (GO): UDP-N-acetylglucosamine diphosphorylase activity
Source: RefSeq, a predicted model, not a curated record